Molecule: messenger RNA, 741 nt
Organism: Rotaria sp. Silwood2
Lineage: Eukaryota; Metazoa; Rotifera; Eurotatoria; Philodinida; Philodinidae
Source: the annotation of a GenBank genome assembly
AUGAGACAUUUUGAAGAAGAAAGUAAAAAAUGGAAAAUUUAUGAACAAGUAGCUAGUCGUAAUGAAAAUGAAUUACAUAGGGAUGGAGAUGAUAUUUUAAUAAUAGAUACAGAAGAAAUACCACAAGCAAGACCCUUCCGAGAAAGAUACUCAGCAAUACUCAAUAUGACAGUCAGUGAUACAGAUAGUCAGAGCAAUGAGAAUAGUAAUAGCGAGUAUAAGGAAGACGCUGGUGAAAGUAACGAUAAUAGUGAAACAGAAGAAGAAGAUGGAAAGAGAAGAAUGUUAAGAGACACUGGUAUAUCAUCCACAUCUAAGGAAAAGAUAGAUAAGAUAAAUAUAAGAAAAACAAAACCAAAACCAAAAAAGAAGAACACUAUACCCAUUGAGAAUGACUCAAGAGCCCCAGAAGGUAGUCCAGUAUUAUUAGUUAGUCAUAAUAAUAGUCUAGAACAGACAUCCCAAGUAGUACAGAAGAAGACAAGGCAAGAUACUCCAGUAGAUCCAACAGCAAAAAGACCCCGAUUUGGAGCCCAUUUUGUUAAACCACCAAGAGUAGCACCCCGAUCCCAACAACAGCAAGAAGUAGUUAUCCAGCCUGAAGAAGAAGAAGAAGUAUUACCCAUCUUACCAAGAACUCCACCAGAAUUACCCGCAUCACCAGUAUUAAGUCCAAGACAGAGUACACCACGAACACCAGUAGCACCGCUAAGAUUCCCUUCGGUCGAGUCUACAACCUGA